CAUGCGCUUUACGGGAACGAUUCAGUUCUAGUGGUAGUUCGGUAACGCCGACUGAGGUUGCUGCUGCUCCCCCGUGAGUACUUUACUUGCUCUCUGCAGAGAUAAAAGCUUUCAAAUAUUAUCUUCAAGCUGUUGAGAUACAGUUGGACGCUUGCCUUCACAAAAUAAACCUCCUGAAAUCCCGUAACAUCAGGGCUGAAACACUGGUCUCAAUCAAAAGGAUGGCUGGAUUUCCAGUGUUAGUGGAAGGGCUGAAUGUCGACCUUGACACAGCUAAAAAUAAACUAGCCAUUUAUUUUCAAAGCAAGAGGAACUCAGGAGGAGGUGAAUGUGAAAUUAAGCCACAUCCUGAUCGAGCAAAAUUCCUGGUUUAUUUUGAAAGUGAGAAAGUGCAGAAAAAUGUUGCGAAUAGGAAAUGCCACACGGUGCAACUUUCAACUCGAAAUCCAGUCCAGCUUCAGGUCACAAUCUGUAAGGAGGACAAUGGUAAUGAAAGUUCUGAGAGGUUCAAUGGAGUGACACCUGGUACCGACAAUGUGCUAGACAUAGAACAAAGUCAAUUGUUGACCAGUCCAAACAAACUGAGUGGACAUUGUCAGAGCCUGCUGAAGCAAGUUCAAAUUCAAAAAUCCCCAUCUCUACAUCAAGAGUCAGCUUCAGAAUCAUUUUCUAACCAGCUGCUGGUGAGGAGCAACAGUCGUGUUGACAGAGAUGUUAUUGAGAUGUUUUUUGAAAGAUUUUCACCAGAUGUGGAAAUUUCUGUAAAAAGCGAAUGCUCUUGGAUUUUGACCUGCCGUAGACGUAAUGACCUUGAAAAAAUAAUUUCACAAGAGCAGUACACCAUCGCUGGCAACACUCUGAAUGUGCAAUUAUAUGAUAAACGCAAAGAAGAUGAGAAGUUUGAAUCCCGACAGUUUAUUCUGAAGGGUUUUGAUGAUAGCUCAAGGUUGCAACAUAUUUCACUUUACAUUGAUAGCCUCAGCAAUAAUGCAAUGCAUAAUAUUGAGCCUUUGCAAGAUGGUACAUCAGUAGUGGUCACAUUUACAACUGAUAUAGAUAGUAACAGUUUUGUGUGGAAUUGUUGCCAAAAACCAUUUGAAAAUAAUAACAUCACUGCCCAACGCCUGAGGAAGACUGAUUCUGUGCUGAUAGAAGGACUUCAUCCCAAUAUUAAUGAAGACUUGCUGGAUUUAUACUUUUCAAAUAACAUUCGCAGUGGUGGUGGAGAAAUAGCAGAAAUUCAUAUCAAAGCAUUUGAAGGAGUAGCUGUUCUACGGUUUCAUGAUCCCGAGGUGACGAAAAAUGUUGUGGAGAAGAAACAUUCCUUAAAGGAUUCCCAGCUGACUGUUUGUCGCUAUUACCCUGAUCUGCAACUAUCUUUGUAUGGAGCUAAUGGUCCGAAAGUCAAACUACAUGAAGAAUGCAGCAUCUGUGUCAAUCCCGUGCUUCUAAGCUAUAUCCAAACUAAUAUGCAUUACUAUAAUCGUGAGUUGGAACAAGUAUCAAAGGAUGUGUAUUGUAACAUUUCCUUUGCAGACUCUCCAAAUUCAGAGAAAAUAAGCCUGAAACCGUCUUUGGAUGCAAAUACAUUAUUGUGGUAUAAAAUUGCAAAUAAUUGGAAGAAGCAUGCCACAGUGGCAAUUCAGAAAUUUAUGGAAAGGUUUGAUUUCAAAGACUUUCAGGUAGAUCAAGACUUGUGGGAAAAUGUAAAGUGCAGAAGUAAUCAAUUUAAAUUACCUGGCUUGGUAAAUGUGGUUCACCUUCCAACAGAAAACAAGGUGGUUAUUGUCGGGGAAUCGAGCAAUGUUCUGGAUGCCUCCACAAAGUUGCAAGGCAUAUUGAAAAAGGUAAUAGAAGAAUUAGAAAAUGAAAGGAAUACUGUUGUAGAGAAAAUUCCAUUUGAGAGUUAUGAGGAGUUGGAGUUUCUGCAAACUAAUCUACAAGAUGAUAUUUCUUUUGUGGAAGUGUCCACAAACAUUGCUCCCCCUUUCAUAAAACUGAAAGGACUGAAAAAGAAAGUUGGCAAGGCUCACGGGAUCAUCAGCAACCUUCUUACCCAACUGGAAAGAAAGUCUCUCGAUCAAUCUUCUCACAUGAAAGAUUUUGUAAAAUCUCUAGAUCUCAAGAAAUUUGUGCAAACUCACUUUGUUAAAAGUGGACUUAAGGCCACGCUAUUGAAGAGGAAGUCUGUUGAACUCCUGGCUAUCAAGGCAGAUGUAAAGGAUGCGGAAGAUAAGAUGAAGCAGCUUUUCCACGAAGAAACAAUUAACAUUACUCCAGAGCAAAUCCAUGUCACCCAGGUUGACCAAUGGACAAAGUCCCUUCAUGAUUUGAAAAUGCAACAAUAUUCAACCUGCACAUUUGUGGAGGAGAAGAAUCCAGCUUCUGUAAUAAUUGUAGGAUUUUCAAACAAUGUUUCAGAUGCUGCAAAAAUACUGAGAAGUGUUUUAAAUGAAGAGCAGAUCACCAUGAGGUUCAUUUCUACAGAAAAUAUCCUAGUAGACUAUAUGGAAAAUUUCUCAAUUCUCCAUGAACUACCCGAAGUCCAAAGCCAAGGAGUCACCAUUUUAUUUGUCAGAACACCCAAGUCGGGUUUGCAAGUAUUUGGUAGAGCAAAACAAAUGGAAAAUGCUGUUUCUGCUAUUACAGAUAGUUUAUCGCUUGUUUGUAAACAGACCCUCACCUACUGCAAUGCAGGAGAAACCAAUGCCCUCACCAAGCACAUAGGUACUCUACAAGAUAAGGCUAAAAUUCAUGACUGCCUGUUGCUCAUUAACAUCAAAGAAGAAUUGCGGAGCAAGGCAGACCUUUUAAAGCAUGUUGCUAAAUCAAAUGGUGAAGACCAUGAGCUGCCGGCUAAUUUGCUUAUAGAUCCUCGAUCAGAUGGUAAUAUCGUUGCUACUAGUGAUGGCCAGCAGCGAUGUCGAGUUUCUAUAUAUUUGCCAUCGUUAAGACACCCAGAUGCCGACGGACAAUCUGUAAAAGAGGACCAUCAGUUGAAAAUUCAAAAUGCUAUUGUAAAGGUGAAGAAGGGAGAUAUAACCAUGGAAGUUGUGGAUGCUAUAGUAAAUUCCACAAAUAAUACUAUGGAUUUCAAUUUCGGUGUCUCUAAAGCGAUAUUGGAAAAAGCUGGUCAGUCUGUCAGGGAUGAAUGCUUCGAUUGUGGGAUUUUGGCUGACGAAGAUGUAGUAGUAACUGGAAGCGGACUACUUUCCUGCAAUAACAUAAUACAUGUGGUCGGUCAAAGAGAUCCAGCUCUGAUAACAACCUUGGUGGAAAAUGUAUUGGAGGAAUGUGAAAAUAAAGGCAUCAGCACAAUAUCGUUUCCUGCUCUGGGAACAGGUGCAGGCAACAUCAAUCCAGAGGACUCUGCUGAAAGCAUGUUGAAUGGAUUUGAAAACCAUUUGAUUCGAAACCCAACAUCAGUUAUUAGAUUAAUUCAUGUAGUUACAUUAGACCCUAAUGUGCACAAAGCUUUUAAAGAUGCCUUCAAUCAAAAUUCACAACUGGAAAUGCAAGAAACAGGAAUAAACAUUGGGACUGUAAUGGUGCUGGCUGUCCCAGGUGACAUUACAAAAGAAACAACUGAUGCAAUUGUAAACAGUACAAACAUCCACCUUAGUUUGGGCACAGGGGUUUCUAAAGCUAUUCUGACAGCCGGUGGCCAACCGUUGGUAGAUGAAUGUAAUAAACUAGGAGUUCAAAAUGAGGACAGUGUGAUUACCACGGGGGCUGGAAAUCUAAGUGUAAAAUAUGUAAUACAUUGGAUUAAAUGGGCUCAAACAAAUGACAUCAAGGCAUCUAUUGGCAGGAUUCUAAUAGAAUGUGAAAGACUGCAAAUAAGUUCUGUGUCUUUACCGGCGAUUGGAACAGGGGCUGGAAAACUAAACCCUGUUGACAUUGCAAAUGCACUUCUGGAUGCAAUAAGUGACCAUGUGAAGAAUUUUGUAAGACCUACUACGCUCACCUUGAUCAGAAUAAUAUUAUUCACUCCAGAAACGAGAAAUCUGUUUUGCCAGUGUAUGGAACAGCGUUUCAAAACUUGGAAAUGUGAUGUGCCAACAACUUCGUUAUUGAAUCACAGACACCAGAUCGCGCCAUUUAAAUCUGUUUAUCCAAUUAUUCUGAACACAAAAAAACUUUUGACUUCCACAGUUGAAAUAUAUGGCAUGACGGGUAGCAGUAUUGAAAUGGUUCGAGAGAAUGUUGAAAAUCUAAUUAAGGAACAUUGUAAAAGCAAAACAAUAGACAACAACGGUGGAGGCUGCUUAUCUCCCAAUCAAAUGCACCAAGUUGCAGAUCUCGUUGAAAAGCUGCAACUGAGAGUUGAGAUCCAGAAAGCCAACAUAGUAAUAAAUGGACAAACUGAUGAAGUUCUGGAUUUUAUUGUGAAAUUUAAUUCUAUGGUUCAAUCUGCCAAAGAACAAGAGUCCAGGAGGCAGGAAGAGGCUCAGAUAAAUGCCUUUGUGCAGUGGGAGUUUGUGCAUAAUGGAAAAUUUCAACGGUGUGAACAAUCUAUCAACUGUGACCUUGAGAAGUUUUUUCAGGAUAAGAAAGAAACUGCGAGGUUCCGGCAUAAUGGAGAAACGCUCACUGUUAACUUCAAGAAAAUGCAAGUUGAAGAUUUGAAAGGAAAUAUGACUAUUAUUAAGAGGCUUCUUGAAGGAGGCACAUUUGAACUCCCAGCAAGUUGGAGUGACAUGAGCAAUCAGGAAUUUGUAAAGGAGGUUGUUCGGAAAGGUACAUUGGAAUACAAUGAGGUGGCAGAAAAGUUCAAGAUGUCCUGUGAGCAAUAUGUGGUAAAAAUAAUCAAGAUUGAAAGGAUCCAGAAUCUCAAACUUUGGCAAAGUUAUUCCAUCAGAAAGAAAACGGUGGAAAGAAAGAUUCCUGGGGCAAACAUUGAGCAAAUUCUUUACCACGGAACUACCAGGGAAAUUCUCCAUAAAGUGAAUAAGACUGGUUUCAACAGAAGCUUUUGUGGAAGAAAUGCCACUUCGUAUGGAAAAGGAACUUACUUUGCCUUGAAAGCUGAUUAUUCAUGCAACAACACCUACUCCACUCCUGACAGAAACAAAUGUAAAUACAUCUAUCAGGCACGAGUGAUCACCGGGAAUAAAUGUUUUGGAACAGAAAGAAUGUUAGAGCCAGCACCAGUAAACGCACAUGGAGAUCCAACUGACCUAUGCGACUGCGCAGUAAAUGAUUUGAGAAAUCCCGCUAUUUUUGUUAUUUUUUGUGAUGAUGGGGCAUAUCCAGAAUACUUGAUAACCUUUGCAACAAGAGAUUGAGUCUGAAGCAGCCUAUUUUGCUGCAAUCGAUUCGAUACAGCGCUUUCAUUUUAUUUUGCACAUAGCUAGUUUAUUCAGCAUUCUAUGUUGCAAUAUCACCAUUAAUGAUUUGUUCUGUACAGGCUCAUGAAGCACAAUGCACUAACGUCCAAACUAAUGUGUUAUCAAAUAAUUAUAGAAGGUAAGAAAGAAUGUCUCCUUUUCGUAAUCAUGCUAAAAUAUUUAUUAUACCAUUAAAUAACGAAGAUUUAUUUAUAUUGAAGCAAAUUAAAGCUCCAAUUUUAACGGAAUUGGUGGGGGAGGGAGUGCAAUUUUAGAUUUGCCUUGAUCUUUGAAGAAUCAUGUCCUGGUGAUUUUGACUUUUAGGACUAAACAAUAUUCUCAUACCGACUCUUUCCCACGGCAAAUUGUAAUGCAAAGUAGGCUCGUAAUUUGAAAAUGCAAUCAAUCAAUCAAUGUAUAAAAUUAUGAGUGCCCUAGAAAGGAUAAGUAGGAAGAAUCUGCAUCCCAUGAUGGAAGGGUCAAAAACAAAGGGGCAGAAACUUAAAGGGAUUGAUAAAAUGAUUGGGGCAGUUGAAACUUUCACUCAGGGUUGUAGGGAUUCAAACUAGCUGUAUUAAGCAAUAUUGCUCGUGAAGCUGUGUGAUUUGCAGGGUUAAUGAAUCUAGUACUAUAAUGCCAGAUUGUCUUGCAGAGUGUUGUUUUCCAACCAACACAGAUUGAUUGGGCAACAUGUCACCCUCUAGUGUUAGAAAUUGUUCUGCUAUGUAUUAUGGAUAAUAUGCCAUUAUGAACAUUGUUAAAGUCAUUUGUUUUUUAUGAAUAUUCAAUAAAAUCUAAAUCUGUGUAUCUGA
This is a messenger RNA of Amblyraja radiata (thorny skate), 6142 nucleotides long. It is a transcript of the gene parp14rs3, whose product is annotated as poly(ADP-ribose) polymerase family member 14-related sequence 3. The record is from RefSeq and is a predicted model, not a curated record. Bases 222 to 5288 code for a protein of 1688 amino acids. Lineage: Eukaryota; Metazoa; Chordata; Chondrichthyes; Rajiformes; Rajidae. The transcript has 22 exons. Gene Ontology annotation, molecular function: transcription corepressor activity; NAD+ poly-ADP-ribosyltransferase activity; RNA binding. Gene Ontology annotation, biological process: negative regulation of gene expression; protein poly-ADP-ribosylation. Gene Ontology annotation, cellular component: cytoplasm; nucleus.